AUGUUCACCACCAAGCCUCUGAGCUCGAUCAAGAAUGUCAUUCCCUCGAUCCACCAACCCUUGCCUCUUUCCUCAAAAGAUUCAAAGAAGCUCCUCGACGUCUUGAAGACAUCCUUCCGUCACAAUCUCGACAAAGAGCAUGGUUACGCUCCCGAAAAUGCCGACUCCUCCGCCUCCAAACACUCUUCCACCUCUCACAACGCACAUCACCGCCCGACUGACCGCCAUCUGCGCGCAAUCCUCUCCAACCCCUUGUUCAAGAACGCCAUCCAGCCCAGCAAUGUGUCCUUCACAACCCCACGAGACCCAAUGGACGUCUUCGACGAGGCCGUGUCACGGGGCAUGAUGACAAGAAACGCGGCAACCGGUUGUCUGCGCACCAAGCGCCAGCAGAUUCUCCAGUCGAGCGCCAUUCCGGCUCAUGACGCUAUGAAGGCAUCCGCAGCCGGCUUGCGGGUGGUUCAGUGGCUCAGGUCGUCCGGCAUGGAACGGACACUCGACUUCCUCAAAUAUCCGCACUUCGUCCAUGAGCUCGUGCCAUUCAUGGUGGCAGAAGGGUUGGACGAGGUAGCAUGGGCUUGGGCAGACCGAUUGAUUCAGAGCGAAGGCCCGGCAGAGGACAACAGCAAGAUCGUGGGGAGCCUGGUCGCUGCCAUGGUAGCGGCCAAGUCGGACGUGGUGGACAAGAACCUCGACACGGCCUUUUCGGCGAUGCUCAGAGCGGAUGCAACAUGGAAGUCGUCUCCUCGGCAAUCUAAGAUCCUGCUGCGUCCUUGGCAAGUGCUGUCCUGGAGGUCGACCGUCGACGCAUGGAAAAGGCCUCUGCCGUCAGCUGCGCUCUUUGAGUUAUAUUUCGAGACUGCCAAUCGCAUCGCGCGGCCGUUGCGACUUGAUCGCGCACACUUGGAGCUUCACCAUCCCACCAAACCCAACCAUGAAAGCGCCUUGAAAUUCCUACAAAGCGAUCGCCUGCCCAUCUCAGAGUCCAACACCGGUCCGGUCCCAAGAGUCAUAUAUAUGGGCAUGGAUGCCGUCAGCCACCUAACGAGACUUGGUCGGACCGACGAGGCCGAUGAUCUCCUUAACCUGCUCCAAUCUAGAUUCUCGGAAGAGAUUCGGCAGAGGUUCCAUUCUCGUGGCAUCGCGCUCAUGUGA
Messenger RNA from Colletotrichum graminicola M1.001, 1155 nucleotides. RefSeq lists its product as uncharacterized. The coding region runs from base 1 to 1155 and encodes 384 amino acids. NCBI's taxonomy places the organism in Eukaryota, Fungi, Ascomycota, Sordariomycetes, Glomerellales, Glomerellaceae. The record is from RefSeq and is a predicted model, not a curated record. The transcript has a single exon.